Molecule: messenger RNA, 1627 nt
Organism: Polypterus senegalus (gray bichir)
Lineage: Eukaryota; Metazoa; Chordata; Cladistia; Polypteriformes; Polypteridae
Product: zona pellucida sperm-binding protein 4-like
Exons: 12
Coding region: 41-1627 (528 amino acids)
Biological process (GO): binding of sperm to zona pellucida; prevention of polyspermy
Cellular component (GO): egg coat
Molecular function (GO): acrosin binding; structural constituent of egg coat
Source: RefSeq, a predicted model, not a curated record
CUCUCGAGCAUGUUGUGUUCAUGUUUCUUGCAUUCACAUCAUGGCGCGUUUUCUUUGCUGGUGUAUUUCUUGGCUGGUCUUGUGUAUGUCUGCUGCUCAACUUGUGUCAGGGAACGUGUUUGUGACUAAGAAAUGUGACGCUACUAUGUCGAUGACGCUGUCAUUUGUAGGCUCCCCGACUGUUUUUAUUCAGAAGACGAGAGGUAGAGUGGUAAUGGUGACUAAAGAUCUCCCAGGAAUCGUCCUCCGUGUAAAGUUUGGCCGCACCACACUAACGGUGCCCUAUUCUUCUCGGUAUGGUUACGUGACUCAGCAGCGUUCCCAGUUUGUCUUGGUUAUUGCCUUUGGACGUCCCUCUAAUUGGAGAACAUUCACAUGCUCUAAACUAGAAGAGCAACCUAUUCUUCUUGAUGCCGUAAGCAAUGUUGCUGAUAGAUGUACAGUUGCAGCCAGUGAGAAAAUCCCUUGUGGAGGGUCUUCAUCCAUCACUCGAGCAGACUGUGAAGCCAACAACUGUUGCUACGAUUUGAGCAGCAGCACCAGUCCAUGCUACUAUGCCAAUGAUGUGACUGUGCAGUGCACCCCGGAUGGCCAGUUUGUGGUGGUGGUGUCUAUGAAUGUGACCCUUCCUCCCCUGGAUCUUGGGUCCCUCCAGUUGGUGGACAGCAGUUCCCCCAGCUGCAGCCCUGUGACCAGCCUGUCCAGCUUUGUCCUGUACCAGUUUCCAGUCCGUGCCUGUGGUAGCACAGUUCAGGUGUCUGGUGGCAAUGUGACCUACCAGAACACCAUGUCUGCUGCCAUCACUGUGAGGACUGGUCCAGUAGGCUCCAUCACCAGGGACAGUGUCUACAAGUUAUUCUUCCAGUGCACCUACUCGGGAAGCCAGGAUGUGCAAGUGGAGGCUGAGGUGUAUACUGUGGCGCCACCUCUUCCAGUAGUAGAGCAAGGGCCAUUUGACCUGGAAUUGGUCAUUGCAACAGAUUCCUCCUAUGGCUCCUACUAUGUGGAUGCUGACUACCCAGUGACCAAAACUCUGCGGGAUCCUGUGGCUGUGGAAGUUCACAUCGUGAACAGGACUGACCCUAACCUUGUUCUGACACUUGGAGACUGCUGGGUCACCCCAGGACCUUCUGCUUCCAGCCAGCCCCAGUGGAGCCUUCUGGUGAAUGGCUGCCCCUACACAGGGGACAACUACUUGACCAGCUUGGUGACUGUGGACGGCACAUCGGGAGUGGCCUACCCAAGUCAUUACAAGAGAUUUGUGUUUGAGAUGUUUGCUUUUGUGGAUCCUGUCACUCAGCAAGCCUUGGCUGAAAAGAUCUUCAUCUACUGUGUUGCUGCUGCCUGCUAUCCCUCUGCCACAGACCCCUGUACUCAAAGCUGCCCUGCAAGAAGAUCUGGCAGAGCUGCAGACAAGAUGGCACAACACAUUUUCUCCAGGAAGCCUGUGCUCCUUCAUAGUGGUCCUGUUGUGGUGAAAGCAGAUGGUGUGCAGACGUCAAGGCUGGAGCAGAAAGCCCCUCUUACCACUGGAUACCUGGUGCACGGAGCUGUUGCUGGUGGUCCUGGUUUUGGCUGUAGUUGCUGUGAGGCGGUUGAACUAGCAAAAUGUGAAACUGAAAUUUAA